This is a messenger RNA of Diplodia corticola, 2544 nucleotides long. RefSeq lists its product as uncharacterized. The record is from RefSeq and is a predicted model, not a curated record. Bases 1 to 2544 code for a protein of 847 amino acids. Lineage: Eukaryota; Fungi; Ascomycota; Dothideomycetes; Botryosphaeriales; Botryosphaeriaceae. The transcript has 6 exons.
AUGAAGACGCUCUAUCUCAUCCUGGCAUCGCUUCGGUUGUCCCUGGCUGCGCCGGCCGCGCUAGGGGAAGAUGACCUGGCAUGCGCGUGCCCUAUGCCCUUAUGUCCACCCGGGCAACCAGAACGCUGCAAAUGCCAGAAUGCUGCGAUUGCGUCCUGCUGGGCAGAUCAGAUUCAGCAGGGUAAGGCCCUGGUUUGUCCAGCGCCUGCUCUAAGGGACUGCGACUCAGCCUCUGGUCUUGCAUCCGUCUCUACCAGCACCCUACCGACUUCAGCUGGGAAGCCGACAUCCGCGUUUCCCACUGCACUACCAGCAGAACCAUCAGCAAGUUGUACAUGCGAACCAACUUUCUGUGCACAAAUCUGGCCUCAGUCAUGCCGCUGCGCCAACUCCGGAAAGGUCCUGUGCCACCAGCGCUGCGGCGGCGUUGCACCGAGACUUCAGAACUGUGGCGACUCUCCGGAGGAAAGUGCUUCGUUGUACGGCACGCUUCACACCCCAAGGCCAACGGAACCGUUCCUGCCAACAGAGCCUGGGCCGGUCAUUGUGUCUCUGCCAGCUGUUAAUUCAACCUCGGUGUCUAACCUGGAAGACUUCCCCCAAAUUACCGAUGUUCCCACACCGCUUCCAUCCGAUCUGGAACAGUUCCCUCGUUUCAACGAUCGCCGUGAGGAGUUUGAUGCACCAACAUCAGUGUCCGACGUUGACGACUUUCCACAAAUGACUCCCAUAGGCGUUCCUCCGGACACUUCCGUGCCGCAGUGCAAUUGCGCUCCCGUAUUCUGUGCUCAGAGUUGGCCUCUUAGCUGCCAAUGCAGUAAUCAAGCAGCCAGUGACUGUGCACUGACCUGUGGCCGACCUUUGCCAACCUUUUUGGAUUGCGACGGAACUGAUCCGGAAGACCUCGAUGCGCAACUCCCUGAUCUGUUCGAUAUGGUCCCGGAACCAAGCGACAUCCCAGUCAUCUUCACCAACCUCAUCUCAGAUCUCCCAGAUCCUCAGGAGCUUCCAGCAUACCUAGAGAAUCUACCCGACUAUGUCAAUGACCUCAUCGACGACGAGCCCUGGUCUGAGACCCACACCUGGUUUUCCUUCUACGCCCCCGCGACGUCGCUGGUCGGCGACCUCCUUUCGGGCGUGCUACCGACAUCCACAGAUGGUAUUCCAGAAUCGGCAUCCUUGCCAGGAUUUACCGAGGUGUCGGCGACUUUCUCCAGCGAAGAAAUAGCAGGAGCCGAACCGAGCAUCACAGAGCCCGCCACUGCGAAUUACCAUGUCUGUGGCCAUCGCGGUGCCCAGUCAUGCCCGACCGGCUACGAUUGCCUUCAGCGGCCCAAUGCCCACUGUGGCCCAGAUUCCGACUGCGGCGGGUAUUGCGUUGACGUGCUCAACAGCGUCACUCUCCUGGCCGACACAACGACCCAGACUUCGCCGAGUACCCCCAGCAACACCCUCACGCUUGACUUCAGCAGCAGCCUCCGUACCUCCACGACGAGAGGUCUCAACAGGCACCCCCCUCGCCAGGUGAACGUCAAUACAGCGCUCAUUCCGGGAGUGAUAGCCACAUCACCGGUCCAACCGACAAGCACAUCCUUGAGCGUGUUCCCGCAGAUCCGUUGCGGCGACGGCUACCCGGCGUGCGACCCAGGUCUCGAGUGCGUCGACAUACUCAUCAGUGGCAUCGGCUUCGCCGAGAAGCGCAGCUACUGCGCCGCCGUAGCCGACGCUUCGGGGUCGUCGUCGUUGUCUUCUUCUCCAUCACUCGCCCUCGACCUAUUCGCCACAUCCAUCUCUUCUCUCAACCUCGACAACAUCAUACCCACCACCACCGCCACCCCCUCGUCGUCGUCUUCCCCCACCCACCCAUACUGGCCCGACCCCGCCUGGUCCGGCCCAAUCACGACCCUCAGGCCAAUGUUCGGCCCCGGCCCCGUCGGCCUCUCCCUCCUCCCCAACUUCCGCCCAUCCUCCACCCCCGCCGCCAUCCAAGCCCUCAAGGAGCAACAAGAACAAGAACGCCAGCAGCGACAACAACAAGAACAACAACAAGAAGAAGAAGAAGAAGAAGAACAAGCCCAAGCCCAAACCCAACAACCCACCUUCCCCACCGCCCUCACCAUCGGCCCCCUCCCGCGCCAAAUCAUCGGCCCCAUCGUCCCCCCACCCGCCGGCCCGCACCCCGUUGGCCCCUCGCCCUCCUCGUCCCCUUCCUCCUCUUCGCCCUCUUCACCCUCCUCCGCCCCCCCUCCCCCCAGCGAACCGCAAACCAUGCGCUGCGGCGGCCCGGACCCGGCCGCCGACCCGGACUCGUCGCCCUGCCCCUCGGGCUUCACCUGCGUGCGCGACCUGUCGCCCGACGCCGAGCGCCCCAACGGCGGCUGCGGCCCGGCCUGCGGCGAGUACGGCGUGUGCAUCGUGCCGCAGGGGUGCGGCGGGUUCGCGGCGACGCCGUGCGCCGAGGAGGGCAGGGAGUGCGUCGACGAUCCGAGUGACGGGUGCGAUCCGAGUGAUGGGGGCGCGGAUUGCAUGGGUGUGUGUGUGUGA